GUCACCUCCACCUCACCAUGGAACACAGCAGCCACAACAUGUCCACCAUCGUGCUGCUGGGGAGUGAAGCUCUGAAAAGGCUGAUAGUCAGACUCAUCAUAGGGGAUCAGGAGGACUGUCAGCGUGUGUCCAGUGAGUGCAGUGAUUGCAAAGUUGCUCAGAGCAAGGACUUUCGAGUGGUCAUUGCUCCGGACAUCUUUGACAAGAACAACAAGUAUGUAGACCAGCAUGUGAUAGACCUCAUGGCCCUGUCACUGCCCGGGCCUCACAUCUUCAUCUUAGCCAUCGACCAGCAGAAUGAAGAGGAGACAAGGAAGCAGAUAGAAAUGCUCCACAACUAUUUUGGUGACAUGUCUCAGAAUUUCGUUGUUAUUUUUCGUGACAUCGAGAGCUUCCUGAAAUUCAAAUGUUUAGAGAAAGAGUUCAACAUUUUACUGACCACAGCUAAUGAAAAGCUGGACUCAAUGUGCAGAGAGUGGUGUGGGCGCAAACCCUUUAUAUACAAGUACAACAACUACAGUGAGGUCGUGGUGAAGAGUAGAAGUGCCCUCUUUAGGCCGAGAAGUGAUGAUGCUCCAGUGUCUGGUCAUGAUGAGACAGCUGCAGCACAGCCUCAGUCUGCAGACUCUUCUCUCACACAUGGUUUGUGUGUUGAGCGGAACGACAGUUUCAAUCAGGCCGUAGCUGGAAUGAAUGUCGACUCCAGGCCAAGAAGUGAUGAUCCUCCGGUGUCUGGUCAUGAUGAGACAGCUGCAGCACAGCCUCAGUCUGCAGACUCUUCUCUCCCACAUGGAUGGAUUCAUGAUGAUGUCAACUUCACAGCUGGUCAUGAUGAGACAGCUGCAGCACAGCCUCAGUCUACAGACUCUUCUCUCCCACAUGAUAAUUCUCCAGAUAUAAGAAGAGUCAACAUAAUUCUCUUGGGGCUGACGGGGACUGGAAAGAGUGCCUCUGCAAACACCAUCCUCAAAGAAUUCAAAUCCAACACAAAGUUUGAGUCCAGGUCCGACUCUCUGCCCACCACCAAGAAGUGCCAGAGUGAAACAGUGAAAUACAAAAAACAAGACAUUGAGCUGAUGGUGGUGGACACUCCUGACUUCUUUCAUGAGUCUAUUCAGAACUGUGAGGAGCAGUUAGAGGAGUGUAAGAAGUACCUGAAGUCAGAUCAUUACGUGGUGCUGUUGGUGAUCAAGGUGGGGCGCUUCACUGACCAAGAGAUGAACAUACUGGAGAAACUAGAGAAGAAACUGGACGUGACCAUUCGGGACAAAACCUUCCUGCUGCUGACCGGUGGAAAGGACCUGAAGAAAAGAAAAGUCAUUGAUGUCAUCAAAGAGAAUGAAGAGUUACAGAAAAUAGCCGACCAGUGCAGCCACCGCCACCAUGUGUUUGAAAACCAGAAGAAACAUUCAAAGCAAGUUCAAAAGCUCUUUGAGAAAAUGUGUCAUUCUAAUUUGUUUUUUGUUCCCUGCAAAAAAUAAUGGAAUGUCCAUGGAAUCUGAAUGGAGUGCCUCAAUUUUAUAUGAGUACAACAUUAAAGGUGGAAUAAAUAUGCAUUUUUUUAAAAAAAUCCUCUUUUCCCCUUUUGAUUACAAAUGAACAGACAAGUCUGGCAAGAACAUGGAC
Messenger RNA from Boleophthalmus pectinirostris (great blue-spotted mudskipper), 1626 nucleotides. RefSeq lists its product as uncharacterized. NCBI's taxonomy places the organism in Eukaryota, Metazoa, Chordata, Actinopteri, Gobiiformes, Gobiidae. The record is from RefSeq and is a predicted model, not a curated record. Bases 18 to 1481 code for a protein of 487 amino acids. The transcript has 7 exons. Gene Ontology annotation, molecular function: GTP binding.